AUGGCCCAGUCUGUGGUAUUUUCUUCUGGCAGCACAAAUGGACACCCAGGAACUGAUGCAUGCAUCUUCUGACUCCUUUGGUUCCAAAAUACAAGUCAGCUCAUGCUAGUAAGUGCCUGUGUGACUGCCAACUUCCCAAUAGUAUCAAGAGAAGCUGGACAAGUCAGAAUUUCAUAUCACCUAUCCAGGAUCACCUCCAUAAACACACACACACACACACACACACACACACACACACACACACAGUGCUUUCAUUUGUCACAGAAAGAUUCCACAGUGCAUUAUCAAUACUAUUUAAUGAUUGUAUAACAAUCCAUCUGGAUCGUGUGCCAUUUUGCACAGACAUUCUAUGCUUGGACAUUUAUGUUACUUCCAGCUUUUUCCAAUUACAAAUAAUUUAGAAGGCAUCAUGGUGCAUAUAGUUUUUUCCAUAUAUAUGAUUACUUCCUUAGAUUACAUUCUCGGAAGUGGAAUUAUUGGGACCUUAGCUUUUAAUAAAAUAUAUGGCCAGGUUUUCAAAACGGGAUACCAAAGUAUUCUAAAGGAAUUUUUUUUCUCUGGGUCUUAAUGGGUUUUAAGAAUCACAUUGGAGUUCAUCAGUGUCAAUGUCACAGCAAAUGCAAGGCUUUCAUUUCUGUUAACUAUCAAAGCUGAGAGUCCAAAAUUGAAAGGGACUAAAACAAAACUAUUCUAUGGAAUUAUAAGCAAACAAAGACCAACAAUACUUUUCAUGUUCUAAUGUAAUAGAAAGUUAGAUAGGUUCUAAUUAUCCCUAGUUUCAAAUUAGAGAUAUACAAUAGGUUGCAUAUCCUUAAUUUGAAAAUCUGAAAUCAGAAAUGCUCUGAGAUUGGAAACUUUUUGAGUGCUGAUAUGACACUCAAACCCUCACUGGAGCAUUUUGGAUUUCAGAUUUUCUGGAUUAGGGAUGCUUAACUGGUAAGUAUGAUGCAAAUAUUCCAAAAUGCAAAAUCUGAAACACUUCUGGUCCCAAGCAUUUUAGAUAAGGGAUACUCAACUUGUAUUUAAGAUCUCUGAGGGGAAUAGGUAAGAAAUACUUUUAUAGUGUUUCACACCCAGUCUUUGGAUAGCAGCUGGAUACAUUUCCUGGCAAGAUUCUAGAGCUGCUCUUACUCUAAUGCUCUCCAAAGAAGCCAGCUGGUUUGGUGUCAAAUGAAUAGACAGCAAGGCUGACAUUCUAUUGUAAAUGUCUUUUCUUGAAUGGGGGUCAGCUAGGCAGCAUGCAGGGAAUUUUUUUUGGUCCCCAUAAUAUAACUUCGGAAUUACAAGCACACAAUUGAAACCCCAGGAUUCCACAUGACGUUUAUUUCCAUUUGGGUCACGUAAGAACUGCAUCACAGUCUUAAAAGAAUUGUAUCAUAUCUUUUAUGUAGUAGCUGAUUUUGAGCAGCCCUGACUUUCUCAUGCCUAAUAAGUCUUCACUGCAAAAUGCACUUUCUAGGGAACAUUAUUGAAUGAGCUAUUUUAAUAUAACUAUUUGAAUUUUAAAGAGUAUCUACUGAAAACAUUUUGGCAACAUAAAUAUUGAAUUUAUGAAAGCAUGACAUCUACAUAGAAUCAUUUGUUUCCUAUUUGCAAUACAUGGUAUUGUGUUACUUAGGUUAAAAACCUAAAGAAGGGGGUGGGUCUAAGAGAACCUAUGGUAGCAUAAUGUAAGGCCCAAAUCUGAUUGUCAAGAGACUGUCUUUACCCACUUUGUCACAGUUUUGUAGAAAUACAGGCUUCAUAGAAGCAUAUUUGUCUAAAUGUAUUUUGGGACCAUUGCUGAUUUCUGUCCAGAAAGGGAAAAUAGUUGAAUAAAUGCUAAAAGUCAUAACCUGGUCAGGGGCUGGUUUUUGGUUUUUUUUCUAGCAAAGUAAAAGAAUAUCGUAGUGAUGAACUGUGGGAUAGUUCUGUUUUAAACCAGCUAAUCUUGUCCUUCAUGCAAGAUAUAGUCAGAGAUCCAGACUUCUGUUUGUUAAGUUGUGAUGGGCAAAAGUACUUACCAAAGGGUGCUCUUUAGUAAGAAUGGAAUGGAACCCAGAAGAAAGGAGUGGUAUACAAAAAGCAGUGGUGAGCAAAUAUGUUGGUAAACACAUUGGCAAGUUUUAAGUAAAUAUAGAUUUGGGGGUGAGGAGUGGAGAGUGGUUAAAACAAGGUGGAAAUAAAAUAGUAGAUAAUCAUGUGGGACAUGGGAGAUCAGAAUAUCAAGGCAUUCUGAAGCUCUUGGUAUUAGUAUUGUUUGGGAGGCAUCGACCUACUUUGAACUCUUAAGAAUCCAUUUUAAGGUUUUAAAGGCAAAUUUUAGUGAACACCUGUUUCCAGAAAAUGGGUUUCAGGAAAACUUGAUAAAGCCACUGAGGCAGAAAAGAUUAGAAAAACAAGGAAAAGCAUGGUGAAUAGAAAAUACGAAAUAAGAUGGUCCAAUAACCCCAAAUAUAUCAAUAAUCACUAUCCCUAUAAAUGAUUAAACUGAACUCUUAAGAGUAGCUAGUGUUUAUUAAGUGUGUAGUACGUGCCAGGGCUAAGGGCUUUGCCAGUGUUAACUCAGUCAUUGCAACAACCCUGUUUUAUAGAUAAGGAAACCAGGACAAAGGUUAAGACGUGUUCCCACAAUAAUAUGUGACAGUUUCUUAGGUUGGAUUUUUAGGAAACAAUCUAGCUUUAUGCAGUUUACAAGAAACAAUCACACAGAAAGCAAAAAGGUAGGAAAAGAUACCAGACAAAACUAAUUAAGUGUAGCAAUGGUUGUAACAAAUUCACCAUGUGUAUAUUUUUUUUAUUUUGUUCUGGAUUCAUGGAAACUUGUUAUGAGAAAUUGGGACUUGGAUUAGCUUUUAAGAAGAGAUGCAGUUUGCAUUAGCAGAAGGGAGUACAGAGAAUGCCGGAGAUAUAAAAUGACGGUCAGGGUGAGGUGAGGAACAGUCAUUGCUGGAGGGCACUAAGGGCUGCCCGUACAGGAAUGUGUGCUGCCACCUUCCCCUUCUUGGUGAAAACAGGCAGGCCAAGCCUCUCUCUCCUACAUCAAUGAGCUGGGGCCUCUGAGUUCUUUAUCUGCUCUCCAGGAGAUUCAGGUACACAUCAAAGUUGGAGAACCACUGGGUAAGAGAAUGACAGCAGGGAGUACAAGGAUCACUGGCCAGAGGCAGCUCACUAAUCUGUGACCUCUUGGGCUUAGAGCCAGGAAGGAAAAUAAGUAUUCCUAUAUAGGUUUCACUGUUGUGAAACCCUACAUCCUACAUUACUGCAUUGGAACAUAAUGCCUUGUAAGGUAUUAUUGCUCCCAUUUUAUAGAUGAGAAAACUGAGGUAUAAAGAUAGAAAGCAACUUGCCUAAGGCCACAUGGGAUUCAAACUCUGAUGUGCCUGACUUCAGAUCCUGGGGAGACUGAGUUCUGGUUUCUUUUCUGUGACCUGGAAUCUGUUACAAGGAGCACUAGAGAGUUCUGUUGUCUCUUAGCUCAGGUGAUGCUCUCAUUGUCCUUUAGAAGUGCCGCCAGAAGUUCAUGUUCGGAGACUAUUUUGUGUUCACAGGAAACUACUCUUUCAUUCAUGCCCCUUUUGUUCUCCUGAGUCAGGGAUCUCAGCUCCCUCUUUUCUCCUGGAACCCUGCAAUUAACCUAAUUGUAAAUCAAAUGAGUAGAUUUUUCAGUGACAUAAUGCAGUUUGGAACUAUAUACCUCUUAUGGGCUGCAUCUAUUUUCCCUUUCCAGUACCUCUGCAACUACAAAAAUCUUAUGUUGACAAUAGAGAUCAUGUAAUGUUUCCUUUGGUUUGAAAUUCUGUAUGACCUAAGUACUUUAGGCAAUUAUCUAUGAACAUCUAAACUAAGAAAUGGGGCAAAAGAGUGGAAGAUUGUUCCCAUUCCCAUUAAAGAAGACAUUCUCUUCUGUGUUUAACAUGGGCAAAAUAAAAGUCUGUUUAUUAGACUUCAAACACGUAUUUUCACAACACAUUUAUUGUGUGCAGCAAAGUUCAACUCUAUUUUGUGCCUGUACAUAUAAGUAUCAAAGGAAGAGCCUUCAUUCCUAGUUGCUGACAAAUAUGAAAUUGCUUUCAAGAAAACACAUGCAAAAGCAAUUACGAUUAUGAAUGGCUUUGGCAGCCACCAUCUUACAUUAUUAAUUUUGUAAUACAGUCCACCUCCUCUUCAUUCAUAUUUGAUAGGAAGCCUGUGUGGUCAAGAAGGAAGCCCAGUGCAGGAUUUAUGAAGUUAUUUGUAAGGUUUCAAGACCGUGGUGGUGCUUGUUCUGCAUUCAGGGUUGUGCUUUUCCUGCCCUCCGUGACCCGGCUCGCCUUUGAGAUAGCAACUGCUCUUUUGGAAUUCAUCAACAGAGGACUUUACAUUUGAAAGGCUUUUAAACCCCAAGACUGAACAACUGCCAGAGGGAUUUUGCUGCUGUGACCAGAGAGCUGGAGAGACACUUUCAGGGUGGACCCAGCAGAUCCGUCCGUGAAGUUUCCAGGAGUGGAGCCCCAGGCACCCCUACAGCCUCCGACACGCCGGAUCCGGCCCCGCCGCGCCAAGCCGUAAAGGGCUGGAAGGCCGGGGCGCACCGCGGCCGCCAGGGUCAUGGAGGGCGCGCUAGCAGCCAACUGGAGCGCCGAGGCAGUCAACGCCAGCGCCGCGCCGCCAGGGGCUGAGGGCAACCGCACUGCCGGACCCCCGCGGCGCAACGAGGCCCUGGCGCGCGUGGAGGUGGCGGUGCUGUGUCUCAUCCUGUUCCUGGCGUUGAGCGGGAAUGCGUGUGUGCUGCUGGCACUGCGCACCACGCGCCACAAGCACUCGCGCCUCUUCUUCUUCAUGAAGCACCUGAGCAUCGCCGACCUGGUGGUGGCAGUGUUCCAGGUGCUGCCGCAGUUGCUGUGGGACAUCACCUUCCGCUUCUACGGGCCCGACCUGCUGUGCCGCCUGGUCAAGUAUUUGCAGGUGGUGGGCAUGUUCGCUUCCACCUACCUGCUGCUGCUCAUGUCGCUGGACCGCUGCCUGGCCAUCUGCCAGCCGCUGCGCUCGCUGCGCCGCCGCACCGACCGCCUGGCAGUGCUCGCCACGUGGCUCGGCUGCCUGGUGGCCAGCGCGCCGCAGGUGCACAUCUUCUCUCUGCGCGAGGUGGCUGACGGCGUCUUCGACUGCUGGGCGGUCUUCAUCCAGCCCUGGGGACCCAAGGCCUACAUCACGUGGAUCACGCUAGCUGUCUACAUCGUGCCGGUCAUCGUGCUCGCUGCCUGCUACGGCCUUAUCAGCUUCAAGAUCUGGCAGAACUUGAGGCUCAAGACAGCUGCAGCGGCGGCGGCCGAGGCGCCAGAGGGCGCGGCGGCUGGCGAUGGGGGGCGCGUGGCCCUGGCGCGUGUCAGCAGCGUCAAGCUCAUCUCCAAGGCCAAGAUCCGCACGGUCAAGAUGACUUUCAUCAUCGUGCUGGCCUUCAUCGUGUGCUGGACGCCUUUCUUCUUCGUGCAGAUGUGGAGCGUCUGGGAUGCCAACGCACCCAAGGAAGCCUCAGCCUUCAUCAUCGUCAUGCUCCUGGCCAGCCUCAACAGCUGCUGCAACCCCUGGAUCUACAUGCUGUUCACGGGUCACCUCUUCCACGAACUCGUGCAGCGCUUCCUGUGCUGCUCCGCCAGCUACCUGAAGGGCAACCGCCUGGGAGAGACGAGUGCCAGCAAAAAGAGCAACUCGUCCUCCUUUGUCCUGAGCCAUCGCAGCUCCAGCCAGAGGAGCUGCUCCCAGCCAUCCACGGCGUGACCCACCAGCCAGGGCCAGGGCUGCCACCUGAGGCUCGGGCUGUGCUGGCGUAAGUGGUCUGCCCCUAGGUGACGGCGUAUGUUUGUGUAUAAGGUACCUAUCAGUUUGUAUCCCUCCACUCCUUGGGGUGGCUUCAGUGGGGUAGAGAGUGGCCUCCGUGAUGGAAGAUGAGAGGGGACUCAGCCAUCAGACAACCCCCUGGCCUCCUACACGUACUUCUACCACCCUGAACCCGCUGCCACCCUGGGCAGUGAGUGGCUUGUUUUUUCUCCUGGAUUUUUAAUUUCUCUCCAGUAUCUUUUUACUUCUUUAUUCUGGGCUAUUGUGAAAAGCGGUACAUAUAGGAUCGGUGACCAGUUGGGUCAGGAAGUCCAGUGUUCUGGACUUGGGGUGAGGAGUGGGGUUGGGACCUCAGAUGGGGAGGGUGGUGCUAAGAUCCUCCUGACCUCAAAGUGUAUUUGCCUUUAAGUGAACAAAUGCUGGGGUCCUUGGGGACCAGCUUGUCAGAGGGUAGCCCUAAGAGAAGGGGAUUACCUUGUAAGACCAUCUGGCACAGCGGACCUAUUAGAACUUGGGUUAAAAAUGUUUAAGAAGCUAAUGUUUAAGAAGCAUUUGGGAAAGAAAAAGAAAUAAAUGCAUCCAGAUUGGAAAAGAAGAAGUAAAACUAUUUGCAGAUGACACCGUUUUGUAUAUAGAAAAUCCUAAGGAAUUCACACACACACACACACACACACACACACGCACACACACAGCUAUUAGAACUAAUAAGCAAGUUCCGCAAGGUUUCAAGAUACAAGAUCAAUAUACAAAAAUGAAUUGUAUUUCUUUAUACUAGCAACAAACAAUAUGAAAAAGAAGUUAAAUAAUUCCAUUUAUAAUACCAUCAGAAGGAAUAAAAUAGGAAUCAACUUAACAAAACAAGUGCAAGACUGAAAACUACAAGAAAUUAAAGAAGGCUUAAAUAAAUGGAAAGACAUCCUGUGUUCAGGGAUCAGACCUAGUAAUUUUAAGAUGGCAAUACUAUCCUAACUGACAUACAGAUUCAGUGCAAUCCUUAUGAAAAUCACAGCUGGUUUCUUUGCAGAAAUUGAUAAGCUAGUCCCAAAAUUCAUAAAGAAAUGCAAGGGACCCAGAAUAGCCAAAUGAGCCUUGAAAAAGAACAAAGUUGGUGGAUUCACACUUCCUGAUUUCAUAAUUUACGAUAAAGGUAGAGUAAUCAGCUCUGUGUGUUACUGGUUUAAGGAUAGACAUACGGAGUAGAAAAAGAGUACAGACAUGAACACUUAUACUUAUGGUCAAUUGAUUUUUGACAAGGUUCCCAAGACAAUUCAAUAGAGAAAGAAGAGUGUUUUCAACAAAUGGCACUGAGACAAUGAUAUGCAUGUGCAAAAGAAUGAGGUUGGACCUUUACUCACACCAUGUGCAAAAAUCAACUCAAAACACAUCCAAGAUCCAAAUAUAAGAGCUGAAACUAUAAAAUCUUAGAAAGAAACAUAGGCAUAGAUCUUUGUAACCUUGAAUUAGGCAGUGGUUUCUUAGAUAUGAUACCAAAGGCACAAGUAACCAAUGGAAAAAUAGGUAAAUUGGACUUAAUCAAGAUUUGAAGCUUUUGUGAUUCAAAAGACCCCAUCAAGAAAGUGAAAAGAUAACCUGCAGAAUGGGAGAAAAUAUUUGCAAGUCAUAUAUAUGAUAAGGGACUUGUAUCUGGAAUAUAUAAAUAACUCUUAUAACACAACAAUAAGGAGAAAAAUAAAUCAAUUUAAAAAAUGGGCUGACGGUUUGAAUAGACAUUUCUCCAAACAAGAUAUGCAAAUGGCUAAUAGGCACAUGAAAAAAUACUCAACAUUAUUAUUCAUUAGGGAAAUGCAAGUCAAAACCACAAUGAGAUUCCAGUUUACGAUCGCUAGGAUGGCUAAAAUAAAAAGAUGGACAACAACAAGUGUCGGUGAGGAUGUAGAGAAACUGGUAGAAAUUUAAAUUGUUGGUGGGAAUGUAAAUGGUGCACCUGCUUUGGAAAACAGCUUGGCAGUACCUCAAAAAGUUAAACGUACGGUGACCAUAUGACCCAGGAAUGCCACUCCUAGGUAUUUACCGAAGAGAAAUGAAAACGUACAUACACACAAAAACUUGUACACCAAUGUUCAUAGCAACAUUAUUUGUAAUAGCCAAAAAGUGGAAACAACCCAAAUGUCUAUCAACUGAUAAAUGGGAAAUAAAAUGUGGUCUGUCCACACAAUGGAACAUUAUUAGACUCUAAAAAGAAAUGAAGUACUGAUACAUGCCACAACAUGGAUGAACCUUGAAAACAUGCUAAGUGAAAGAAGCCAGGUGCAAAAGACCACAUAUUGUCUGAUUGCAUUGAAAUGCAAUGUCUAAAAUGGACGAAUCUAUAUAGAGUGAAUAUAGAUUAGUGUUUGCCAGGGCCUGGAGGCUGUGGGAGAUGAGGCGUGACUACUAAGGGUUUGGGGUUUCUUUUUUGGGUGAUGAAAAUGUUCUGAAAUUAGUGGUGAUUGUGCACGAUUUUGAGAAUGUACUAAAAACCAAUGAACUUUAAAAAAUAAAAAUAAACAAAAAAAAUUCAACAGAUGAAUUCAGA
This is a messenger RNA of Symphalangus syndactylus (siamang), 8335 nucleotides long. RefSeq names its product oxytocin receptor (gene OXTR). The record is from RefSeq and is a predicted model, not a curated record. Gene Ontology annotation, molecular function: vasopressin receptor activity; oxytocin receptor activity; peptide binding. Gene Ontology annotation, cellular component: plasma membrane. Gene Ontology annotation, biological process: G protein-coupled receptor signaling pathway; maternal process involved in parturition; regulation of systemic arterial blood pressure by vasopressin. Lineage: Eukaryota; Metazoa; Chordata; Mammalia; Primates; Hylobatidae.